This is a messenger RNA of Camellia sinensis, 1323 nucleotides long. Lineage: Eukaryota; Viridiplantae; Streptophyta; Magnoliopsida; Ericales; Theaceae. The record is from RefSeq and is a predicted model, not a curated record.
AUGGGUUUCUUACUAUCCAAUUAUCAACUCACAAUAUGUAUCCUGUAUUUCCUAAUUUUCUGCUUGUCUUCUUCUACACAUCUUUGCCAUAAUGACGAGAGCACGGCUUUGCUCCAAUUUAAGCAAUCAUUUUCCUUCAAUUGCUCUGCUUGCAAUUUCGACGUGGGUGCUCCAUUCGCUGAUAAUUGGAAAGAGGGUACAGAUUGUUGUGCAUGGGACAGGGUCACAUGUGAUAACACCACUUCUCAUGUUGUUGGCCUCGACCUCAGUUCUAACUGCCUAUAUGGUACCAUCCAUCCAAACAGCAGCCUCUUCAAUCUUGUUCACCUUCAACACCUCGACCUUUCUCACAACAACUUCAAUCACUCUCAAAUUUUACCUUCAUUUGGCCGUUUCACAAAUUUGACCCAUCUUUACCUCAUUUAUUCCCAUCUUUCUGGCCCAAUACAAUCAUCAAAAGAUGAAGUCUGGCAAGGGAAUAACUUCUCCAAUAGCAUUUUCCACUUACAGAAAUUGCAGGUGCUGUGGUUAGGCGGUAACAUAGAACUCAUAGGAGAGCUACCUAAUUCCAUCGGCCAACUUGAGUACUUGGAGGAGCUAUUCCUCAGUUUUUGCAAUAUCUUCGGUACCAUUCCGACAUUGCUUGGAAACCUCAAGAAACUAAGGGGCGGUAACAUAGAACUCACAGGAGAGCUACCUAAUUCCAUCGGCCAACUUGAGUACUUGGAGGAGCUAUUCCUCAGUUUUUGCAAUAUCUUUGGUACCAUUCCGACAUCGCUUGGAAACCUCAAGAAACUAAGAAUGCUAGAUCUUGGAUGGACUUACUUGAUCAAUGGUCAAUUGCCAUCUUCAAUCGGCCAUCUUAAAAACUUGGAGGAGCUAUACCUCCAUGAUUGCAAUUUCUCUGGUAUGAUUCCGAGAUCGCUUACAAACCUCACGCGAUUAAUUUGGCUUGAUCUUUCAUGCAACAAUUUUGAAGGCCCAAUUCCUCAAAUUUUUUCCAACUUCUCGCAACUUCAAUAUAUAGAUUUCUCAAACAAUCAACUAACAGGUCCCAUUUCAUCACCAAUAACUGGCCUUCCAAAUCUACAGUAUCUAGAUUUAAGCCAUAACUCAAUUAAUGGGACAAUACCUUCUUCCUUGUUUCAUCUUCUGAACCUUACCUAUCUUGAUCUUUCGUCAAAUAAUUUAAGCGACACUGUUGAGCUGGACACGUUUGCAAAGCUUGAAUAUUUGAAUUCUUUGGAUCUUUCAAACAGUGGUCUAUCAUUGACCACCACCAACUCCACUCCUUCCUCUUUCCUAAACAUUAGGACAUUAUGA